AAAAAUCAAUAAAAAUGCGAGAUAUUGGACCACUGGUUGGUGCUAUAGACCAGGGAACCAGUUCGACCAGGUUUCUGGUAUUUACCGCACAAACCGGUGAAUUGGUAACCUAUCAUCAGAUGGAAGUCAAACGUAUUAUGCCGAUCGAGGGAUGGGUAGAACAGGACCCGAUCCAGAUAUAUAACUCAGUGGUCGAGUGUAUCGACAUUGUGGCACAUAAACUACAGGGACUGGACAUUGAUAUUAAAGAUAUUAAAUGUAUUGGAUUAACCAACCAAAGAGAGUCAACAAUUAUUUGGGAUAAAUAUACAGGCCACCCAUUUUACAAUUGCAUUGUAUGGUUGGACAAUAGGACAAGUGAGUUGGUUGAUAUCAUACUCGAUCACAUACCGGGUCGUGAUUUAAAUUGGUUUAAACCAAAGACAGGACUUCCUAUAUCAACAUAUUUUAGUGCAUUGAAGCUCAAGUGGCUCAUCGAUAAUAUUCCUGGUAUUAAAGCAGCUAUUGUUGAGAAACGUUUAUUGUUUGGGACGGUUGACUCGUGGCUCUUAUGGAAGCUAACGGGUCAGCACCGGACAGAUGUAACAAAUGCCAGCCGAACACUACUUAUGGAUUUAGAGACACUUGAAUGGGAUCCAUAUUUAUUGGACUUCUUUAAGAUACCAAAAUAUAUAUUACCUGAAAUCAAGGCCUCAUCUGAUUAUUUUGGAGAAAUUAUUACCGGAGCUUUGACGGGAAUUCCCAUUACAGGAGUAAUUGGUGAUCAAAGUGGUGCACUGGUAGGCCAAAAGUGUUUUGAGAUUGGUCAGGCAAAGGUAACCUAUGGAACGGGAUGUUUUCUUAUUCAAAACAUAGGUCCCGGUCCAAUACACGGGGCACUCAAGGGUGUAUCAAAAGAUGCCAUUCGCUCGUUGGUUACAACAGUUGCCUAUAAAAUAGGUUCAGAACCUGUCUGUUAUGCAUUGGAAGGUAGUGUUGCCAUAGCAGGUGCUGCAGUCACUUGGCUUAGGGAUAAUCUGGAAUUGAUUCAAAGCUAUAAUGAAAUUGAGAGCAUUGCCAGUGAGGAUCAAUGUGCCGGCGGAUUGUUUUUUGUGCCCGCAUUUCAAGGUCUAUACGCUCCCUAUUGGGACGCCAACGCCACGGGAACCAUAAUAGGAAUUUCACAGUUUAGUCGAAAAUGUCAUUUAGUUCGGGCAACACUUGAAGGGGUGGCCUUUCAAACAAAUGAUAUCCUUAUGCUUAUGCGUCCCGAUAACAGUGGCAUCAAAGUUGAUGGCGGUAUGAGUGCCAACAACUUAUUGUGUCAAAUCUUAGCCGACAUCAGUGGUUUAGACAUUGUAAGACCCAAGUUUACAGAAGCAACAGCACUGGGGGCUGCUAUGAUGGCCGGACACCAUAUGGGUCUCUGGAAGAUAAUUAAAGAAACGGAUUCAGAAAUUGAUUCAGAUCACGAAAUGGAAAAAACUUUUAUAAGAAAUGGCAAAUCGCAUGACAUAAAGCCCGCGAGCGGAAUACCGGCCAACAAACGAAAUGGACUGAUUCGGUCAAUAAGUCGACGGUUGUCUCAGUCGACUAUCACCCGAAAACUUGAGCGAACCUUUUCGUUGGGUCGGGAUAUUAAGAUAUACGAUAGAAAUUUUGAUGUAUUCCGUCCCAAGUUGGCCGCACCCGUCAGACUUGACCGCAUCAACACUUGGAAACUGGCGGUCAGUCGGUCUCGCAAAUGGAUUCGCGUCGAUAAACAGGAACAGAAACGAACUGAUUAUAAGAGGUUGUCUUCCAUACCAUUCAUGCUAUACGUGUUGAUGUCAUUUGGCACUCAUAUAUUGAGUCAAAGUUUGAUCAAAAAUUAAUUUCAAUUGUAUAACACUAUAAUAAUUAAAUUUGAAAAAAUAACAAUAGAUAUAAUGUUAAUAAUAAUUAAAUCUA
Messenger RNA from Oppia nitens, 1929 nucleotides. Its product is annotated as glycerol kinase-like. The transcript has 4 exons. Gene Ontology annotation, molecular function: glycerol kinase activity. Lineage: Eukaryota; Metazoa; Arthropoda; Arachnida; Sarcoptiformes; Oppiidae. Gene Ontology annotation, biological process: glycerol metabolic process; glycerol-3-phosphate biosynthetic process; triglyceride metabolic process. Gene Ontology annotation, cellular component: mitochondrion. The coding region runs from base 15 to 1853 and encodes 612 amino acids. The record is from RefSeq and is a predicted model, not a curated record.